Indicator indicator is the source of this 555-nucleotide messenger RNA. RefSeq names its product RHEB like 1 (gene RHEBL1). Gene Ontology annotation, biological process: small GTPase-mediated signal transduction. Bases 1 to 555 code for a protein of 184 amino acids. The transcript is spliced from 8 exons. NCBI's taxonomy places the organism in Eukaryota, Metazoa, Chordata, Aves, Piciformes, Indicatoridae. Gene Ontology annotation, molecular function: GTPase activity; GDP binding; GTP binding. The record is from RefSeq and is a predicted model, not a curated record. Gene Ontology annotation, cellular component: plasma membrane.
AUGCCGCCGGUUCGCUACCGGAAAGUGCUCAUCCUCGGGUACCGUGCCGUGGGCAAAACCUCCUUGGCCCACCAGUUCGUGGAGGGGAAGUUCGUGGAGUGCUAUGAGCCCACGGUGGAGAGCACCUACAACAAGAUGGUAGUGGUGGGCAAGGACGAGUUCCAGCUUCAGCUGGUGGACACAGCUGGGCAGGACGAGUACACCAUCCUGCCCCACUCCUUCAUCAUUGGCAUCCAUGGCUAUGUCCUGGUGUACUCAGUGACGUCCCUGCGGAGCUUCCAGGUGGUGAAGACUCUUCACAACAAGCUGUAUGAGAGCAGGGGCAAAACACGCAUGCCCGUGGUGCUGGUGGGGAACAAGGCAGACCUGUCCCUGCAGAGCCGGGAGGUGAGGACGGAUGAAGGGAAGAAGCUGGCAGAGUCGUGGGGAGCCAUCUUCUUGGAGUCCUCAGCCAAGGAGAGCCAGGUGACCCAGGGGAUCUUCACGAAGAUCAUUGAGGAGAUCGACCGAGUGGACAACUCCUAUGGCAGAUCAAGCGGCUGCCACCUGAUGUGA